Anneissia japonica is the source of this 2112-nucleotide messenger RNA. Its product is annotated as b(0,+)-type amino acid transporter 1-like. Gene Ontology annotation, biological process: amino acid transmembrane transport. The record is from RefSeq and is a predicted model, not a curated record. Gene Ontology annotation, cellular component: membrane. Lineage: Eukaryota; Metazoa; Echinodermata; Crinoidea; Comatulida; Comatulidae. Gene Ontology annotation, molecular function: L-amino acid transmembrane transporter activity. Bases 155 to 1438 code for a protein of 427 amino acids. The transcript has 10 exons.
GAUUACUCAAGCGUGUCUGUUUUUGCAUCGUAUGGCUGUUUUAGUUAUUAUUAGUCAAAACAUAGUACAGUCGUUACUGUAGUAUUGAGGUGGAUUAGUGGGCUGCUAUUCAUUUGGGUUUCAUACGGUGGGCAUACUGAGGGAAGAGACAAUAAUGGGGAAAGGACAAGGUUCCAAAGAUGAUCCUGAUGGGGCCAUGGUACUUAAGCGACAGGUGGGCCUAGUUGGAGGAAUCGCCCUACUAGUAGGCACUAUCAUUGGCUCUGGUAUAUUCAUAUCACCCAAAGGUGUACUACGAUCGACGGAAAGCCUCGGAAUGAGUCUAGUGAUAUGGAUGGUGUGUGGUGUUUUAGCUAUGCUGGCGUCGUUGUGCUAUGCCGAACUGGGGACAAUUAUACCAAAAUCUGGCGGAGAAUAUGCCUAUCUCGGUGAGGCAUUCGGACCAAUCCCUGCAUACCUAUUCUCCUGGACAUACGCAAUCGUUCUGAAGCCGAGCUCUUUGGCAGCGAUCACACUAACUUUUGGGACAUACUUUUCCCAGCUGUUCGUCUCUGGGUCUUGUUCAGCGCCGACGUACCUCAUCAAAAUGUGGGCAGUUUUAGCGAUACUCCUCAUUGCUUUCAUCAAUAGCUACAGUGUAAAAUGGGCAACGAGGGUGCAAGUUGUUUUUACUGCUGCGAAGGUCCUUGCACUUGUUAUUAUUAUAUUCGUUGGAUUUAUAAGAAUUUGUCAAGGCUACACAGAACAUCUGGAUCCAUCCAUUUCCUUUGAGGGAUCGUCUACGAGAAUUUUUGCAUAUGGAAUUGCAUUUUACCAAGGACUCUGGGCCUACGAUUCAUGGAAUCAGCUGAAUUUUGUUACUGAAGAAUUAGUGAAUCCUAAGAGAUAUGGGUGUCCCAAAGGAUGGGUUCAAAGUUCAAAUUUAUUUGUUUCUGACAAGAAAUUCUCCACUUACAGGUUAGCGUUCGUGUCUGCUCGAGAGGGUCACAUGAUGGAAAUUCUAUCUAUGGUCCACAUCAAGAGAUUCACUCCAUUUCCAUCCAUUGUUUUCACAUCGUUCAUCGCUAUUUUGAUGCUUUUACCAAACGACUUUGAUACCUUGGUGAACUACUUCAGCUUCGCUGCUUGGCUUUUCUAUGGGGCUACCUUCACCGCUCUUUUAGUUUUACGUUACAAAUAUCCCAACAUAGAGAGACCAAUCAAGGUACCGAUUGUGAUACCCAUUUUUGUGUUGCUUGCUUCAGUAUAUCUUGUAAUUGCACCAAUAAUUGACAAACCAGAACUUGAUUUCUUGUAUGCUGUUAUCUUCAUCUUGGCUGGACUUCUCCUGUAUUAUCCAUUUGUUCAUAAAAAAUUAUCUUUCAAGUGUAACAAAACAUUUACUUAUUUCCUGCAGAAAUUAAUGCGAGUUGUUCCAUCAGCGAAGCCGAUAAGCUAAUAUAGUUUAUUAAAGCCAGGCUCCGGAGGAAAAACAAUUGAUAUGUUGUACAACUGAAAAAAAAAAAAUCAGUUGUUCAACAUACUAAAACAUUGUUUUCCUCCGGGGCCUGACACACAUGUCGUAGGAACGUCGGCCGACGAAUAUAGGCCUAUAUAUUAUCUCCGCUCUUCCAGCGCCUGACAACUCCGUCUGCUAAUUAUCAGGGCGUUAGGUCUCGAGCAGAUCGUCUCGCGUUACGUUCUCCAUAGAAUUACGUCGGCCGACGACCAACAGUACAAUGUGUGUCCGCCUUAUUUUGUGAAGGAUAUCAACUGUGUUCACAUUGGAGCAAUUUUUUGACGCUUUACGCAAAUGAUAAUAUUGCAACCACGCCAGUUAAUUAUCGUGUAGCUCAAAUUGGGCGCGUACCGCAACCGGUGGUACUAUAACUCUCUAGGGUUAAUCACCAGAUGGAGAAUGAGAAAUACCAAUUAAAGCCUACUUUUCUGUGGUCCCAAAUUUUUCUAAUUCUAUCUGCUAAAGACCAUGGAAUCCCCAGUUCUAAAAGUAUUUUUUAAUGGAGUUAAAGUCGCGUGUUCGCGCUCGUUUUGCUUCUGAUGCGUGCUAAUGUGAACCAAUUGUUAUACCUAUCACAUCGACUAGUAUGAAAAAGAACAAAAAAGAAAAAAAAA